CAGAGAGAGAGAGAGAGUUUUUAUUGCGCUUCCGCUUGGGGAAAAGCCGACACGACGGUGGCAUGUCUCAGCUGAAGAGGUAGAAGAUGAAUCUGACGCUUUCUUCCCUUGGGCACCCGGCACGUCAAGAGCCCCCUGCGUCGCCAUGCGUCCUCUGCUUCCCGUGCACCGCACGUAACCCCUUCCCCGCCUUUAUAUACGCCGGUCCUCCUCUUCAUCCUCGAGUAGCAGCAGCUGAUCUGAUCGCGACAAUGCAAGCCGGGAAGAAUGCCAUGGCGUCCGUGAAGGAGACCGCCGAAAACGUCGCUGCCUCGGCCAAGGCCGGCAUGGACAAGACCAAAGCCACCGUCCAGGAGAAGGUGGAAAAGAUGACGGCACGCACGCCGGCGCAGAAGGAGAUGGCGGAGGAGCGCAAGCAAGAGAAGAUCCGGGAAGCCGAGGUCAACAAGCAGGAGACGAUGCAGUCCAACGCGGUCGAGAACCAGCAGACCCUCGCCGGCGGCCAGGUCGCCGAUCCGGGAUUCUACCCUGUCGAGGGAGCGGCAAGCGGCGGGACCGGGGCGGCGAGGCCGUCCGCGGCCCACGACCCCUUCCUCGGCCCCCGGUAGGCGGCCGGGGAGAUCGCACACCACGACCAACUUCGUUGUCUCUGUUUCAAGUUAUGGAAGUGUUUGCGCCUUGUCGAGUCCUACUUCACGUCUUCAUCGUGCUAGUGUGCUUCGCGUGAAGCAAGUCCUUGAAUUCGACAUUUGCUUGCUUCGUGGUGUCGAUGGGAUGAUGAGCUAGCUCGUCAUUUGGAUUAAGCACCGCCGUGUGUCGUGGCUUAACGACGACGACACCUUCGAGUGCCCUUAUCGUGCUCUAAACGGUGUGUCCUCCGACCAAAAACGCAAC
Musa acuminata AAA Group (dessert banana) is the source of this 894-nucleotide messenger RNA. RefSeq names its product late embryogenesis abundant protein 46-like. NCBI's taxonomy places the organism in Eukaryota, Viridiplantae, Streptophyta, Magnoliopsida, Zingiberales, Musaceae. Gene Ontology annotation, biological process: embryo development ending in seed dormancy. The transcript is spliced from 2 exons. The record is from RefSeq and is a predicted model, not a curated record. Bases 87 to 608 code for a protein of 173 amino acids.